GAGUAUGCGCCUUAGCUUCAUUCGUUCGGCGACAAUGGCGGCAGACCUUGAUCGGUUUCAACAGCUUUUAAAUACACUUGUUAGCACGGAUAACGAUGCCAGAUCACAAGCAGAGGAGGCAUACAAUAAUUUACCAUUGGAAAGGAAGGUGACAUUUCUCUUAACAUCGUUAUGCAAUGCCACGCUUGUCGAAGAAAUGCGUGCUAUGGCUGCAGUUUUAUUACGCAGACUCUUUUCAUCAGAGUUUGUGGAUUUUUAUCCAACAAUUCCGCCAGAAGCACAAGCUCAGCUGAAAGAACAAAUUUUAUUGUCUGUUCAAAAUGAACAGACAGAAACUAUUCGACGGAAAGUUUGUGAAGUUGCAGCUGAAGUUGCACGAAACUUGAUUGAUGAAGAUGGUAAUAAUCAGUGGCCAGAAUUUUUGCAGUUCCUAUUCCAAUGUGCUAAUAGUCCUUUGCCAGCACUAAAAGAAAGCGCUCUUCGAAUGUUCACAUCCGUCCCAGGCGUUUUUGCAAAUCAACAAGCAAAUUACCUUGAUCUUAUUAAACAAAUGUUGCAGCAGUCUCUCAUGGAUUCUACAAAUUACGAGGUCAGGUUUCAAGCUGUAAGAGCAAUUGCAGCAUUUAUUAUUUUGCACGAUACAGAAGACAAUAUACAAAAACACUUCUCAGAGCUACUACCUGCAGUUGUACAAGUAACUGCUGAGUCAGUAGAGAAACAAACAGAUGACGCUCUUUUAAAAGUUUUGAUUGAUUUGGCAGGAUCGACGCCCAAAUUUCUCAGAUUUCAGUUAGGAAAUAUAAUGGAAAUGUGUAUGAAAAUAUUUUCUAAUGAAGAAAUGCCAGAUUCUUGGAGACAAUUAGCGUUAGAAGUAUUAGUAACAUUAUCAGAAACUGCUCCUGCCAUGGUACGUAAAGUAGGCGGAAAAUAUAUUGUAUCUUUAGUACCACUAGUAUUAAAGAUGAUGACAGACAUAGAGGAGGAUAAAAAUUGGAGCUUUGCUGACAAGAUUGUCGACGAUGAUAAUGACAGUAACAAUGUUGUUGCUGAAAGUGCUUUAGACAGAUUAGCAUGUGGUUUAGGUGGUAAAACAAUGCUACCACAAAUUGUACAGAAUAUUCCUUCGAUGUUAAAUAAUAGCGACUGGAAAUACAGGCAUGCAGCUCUUAUGGCAAUUUCUGCAGUGGGAGAAGGUUGUCAUAAACAAAUGGAAGCAAUAUUACCACAAAUCAUGGAUGGAGUCAUUCAGUACCUACAAGAUCCGCACCCUCGUGUAAGAUAUGCUGCUUGUAACGCGGUGGGUCAAAUGUCAACCGAUUUUGCACCUACAUUUGAAAAGAAAUUCCACAAUAAAGUUAUUCCCGGAUUGUUAAUGGUUUUGGAUGAUAAUGCAAAUCCAAGAGUUCAAGCUCAUGCAGGUGCAGCCCUUGUGAACUUCAGCGAAGAUUGUCCGAAAUACAUAUUAACACCAUAUUUAGAUGCUAUUAUGGCUAAAUUGGAAUCAAUACUUACUGCGAAAUUUCAGGAACUAGUCGAAAAGGGAACGAAACUCGUUCUUGAACAAGUCGUGACAACCAUUGCGUCGGUAGCCGAUACUUGUGAAGAACAGUUUGUAACAUAUUAUGACAGACUAAUGCCAUGCUUAAAAUAUAUUAUACAAAAUGCAAAUCUUCAAGAACACAAAAUGCUUCGAGGUAAAACUAUCGAAUGUGUGAGUCUUAUAGGACUUGCAGUUGGGCCUGAAAAGUUUAUUGCAGAUGCCAGUGAAGUUAUGGAUAUGUUAUUAAAAACCCAUUCAGAAGGAGACCUUCCAGAUGAUGAUCCACAAACAAGUUAUUUAAUAUCUGCUUGGGCUCGAAUUUGUAAAAUUCUUGGUAAACAGUUUGAACAAUAUUUGCCACUGGUAAUGGGUCCAGUUUUACGUACAGCAUCUAUGAAACCUGAAGUCGCUUUACUUGAUAAUGAAGAUAUGGAGGGUAUGGAAGAUGUGGAUUGGGAAUUUGUCUCUCUUGGAGAACAGCAAAACUUUGGAAUCAAAACAGCUGGAUUAGAAGAUAAAGCUUCUGCCUGUGAAAUGCUAGUUUGUUACGCGCGAGAAUUAAAAGAAGGUUUCGCGGAUUAUGCAGAAGAAGUAGUACGAUUAAUGGUUCCCAUGUUGAAGUUUUACUUCCAUGAUGGUGUUAGAACAGCGGCUGCUGCAAGUUUACCGUACCUUCUUGACUGUGCAAAAAUAAAAGGUCCACAAUAUCUUGAAGGAAUGUGGGCGUACAUCUGCCCAGACCUUCUAAACGCUAUUGAUACGGAACCGGAAUCUGAAGUCCUAUUGGAAUUAUUAUAUUCAUUAGCUAAGUGUAUUGAAACACUUGGUACUGGUUGUUUAGGAGCACAACCUAUGGCUGAGCUUUUACGUAUAUUAGAUAAGUUACUUAAUAAGCAUUUUGAAAGAGCAGUUGCCAGAUUGGAAAAACGUAAAGAUGAAGAUUACGAUGAGGUUGUCGAAGAACAGCUUGCAGAUGAAGACGAUGAGGAUGUAUAUACACUAAGUAAAAUAGCAGAUAUCCUACAUGCCCUAUUUACAACUCACGAAGCAUCGUUCUUCCCAUAUUUCGAUCAAAUUUGUGGGCAUUUUGUAAAAUUGUUAAGUCCUGAAAGAUCUUGGUCGGAUCAUCAAUGGGCUUUGUGUGUCUUUGACGAUGUGAUAGAAUUUGGUGGGCCCGAGUGCGCAAAAUACCAAGAAUAUUUUCUUCGGCCAAUGAUACAAUAUGUGUCAGACACAUCAGCGGAAGUUAGACAGGCAGCAGCUUACGGUUGUGGAGUUUUGGGGCUAUAUGGGGGAGAAGCAUUUGCUCAAGCAUGUGCAGAAGCCUUACCUAGGUUAAUGGAAGUUAUAAAUGAUCCAGAGUCUAGAUCUCCAGAAAAUGUUAAUCCUACUGAAAAUGCUAUUUCUGCAGUAACAAAAAUUCUUAAAUAUAAUAAUAAAGCCAUUAAUGUUGAUGAAAUACUUCCUCAUUGGUUGUCUUGGUUACCAGUAGUAGAAGACGAAGAUGAAGCACCUUACGUAUAUGGAUAUCUUUGCGAUCUUAUUGAAGCAAAUCAUGUAGCAGUUUUAGGGCCAAACAAUGCAAAUCUACCUCGACUAAUAAGUUUCUUUGCUGAAGCACUUCACAGAGAUGCAGUACCAUCAGAUAAUAUUGUUAUGGGCAGAAUUCUUAGUAUUGUUAGACAAAUACAGAACAACGAGUCUAUGUUCCAAGCAUGCAUAAAUGCAUUGACAGCAGAUCAGCAACAAGCAUUACACGAAGCACUUAGUGCACAGCCUACUAAUUAGCCAUUUGUUUUUUAUCCCCGAACUUAAACGCCUUAACAUAAAAGAGAAAAAAACACAUUUGCUUUAAUAAAGCUUAUCGUGAAAUCACAGACUUUAGGUAGCUACAUUAUACCUACGGAACGUUUGCUCCAGCCUAAUUAUAAAGAGAGACACUAUACCGUAUGUAACUAUUUGACACGACGCGCAUAUUUGUUAAUUAUAUUUCACUAAUAGGUACAAUACUCUUCCCGUUUUUUACUAUUUGGAAUUGCUGCAAAUUACGUGAAAUGAAAUUCACGCUCAUCAACACACUCAGCGACGUAUUAUACAUUGCGCAUAAAUCUAAGAAUGUAAACAUAAACUAAAACAUAAGCGAGUUCGCAUUGACGAAAAUUUUUUUAACUAGUUUCCUGUUUGCAUUACUCGUAAGGAACAGCAAUAUAAUAUAACCAGAUGUACAUAUGUGGAUUCAUUUUGAACACAACAAAAUUACUACAAUAUUACACUUCCCGCCAUUGAUAGCCGAACGAUGCUAAAUUUUUUAAUUACAGCUUUGUAAAUUGCAUAGUAUUUUUAAAUAUAAAUGAUAGCUUUGUUCCGCGAACAUCAAAAUCUUCUUUUGUCACUGCGAUCUCUUAUUUGUCCCAAUUAUUUGCAUUCUGAAACUAUUUAUUCGGAAGAAUAAUAAAACUAUAAAAAGUGAAAAAUAUAUUGGAAAGUCACCAACUUAUUGCCAUCAAAUAAUGGCAGAAUAUAUUGUGAUUUAGGUAUUUUAUUAUUAAAUUUAGGUACAGUAAAUGUUAUUUAAUAAUAAUAUUGAUAAUAUUACAGCGUUGAAGUUAGACGGAGCCGUAUACGAUGACUUGAAAUGAAACGUAAUGAACUUCAAAAAGUUUUAAGUCUUGAAUGAUAUAAUUCGUAGUAUACUAUAACACCUGCUAACUCUGACAUUUCUCGAAUUCAGAUUGAAAGAAACCGGUAUUUUCAGUUUAAUGAAAUUUUAUUUGAUUUUGUAAUUUUACAGCUGAUUUAUAUUAACUUAUUACACUUAUUUAGCUGUAAUUUUACACUUAUUUGUUGUUGUGACAUCUGCAGAUGGGAAAAAAGAUAAUGCUGGGCAUUACGUUUCUUCAACAUUAUUGUAUAACAAGAAUAUAAAUUAAGGACAACAAUGUUACAAAUGAAAUGACUGAGAGGAAUAGCGAAAUUACAACUUCCUGUUCUUGUUGCUAUUUAUUUAUACACAACAAUUGACAUAAUAUUUACUGUUGCAUGCAAACUUGCAAUGGAAAAUAUACUUCAUAUAAAAUUUGCGGCUAGUUGCAACAUAAAAUCCUUAAAAAAAAAUUUUUGUUACGAUAUAUGUAAGGGAAUAGAAAUAAUGGUCGAACAUUUAUUUGUAUAUAUAUAUAUCAAAGUAUAUUAAUAUUAAAUAAAUACAUAAAGUUGAAUUA
Nomia melanderi (Alkali bee) is the source of this 4761-nucleotide messenger RNA. It is a transcript of the gene Karybeta3, whose product is annotated as karyopherin beta 3. The record is from RefSeq and is a predicted model, not a curated record. Gene Ontology annotation, biological process: protein import into nucleus. Lineage: Eukaryota; Metazoa; Arthropoda; Insecta; Hymenoptera; Halictidae.